AUGAUUCAAAGAGGUUUGCAGCCUAUUGUGGUUACGUUUACAACAAAGAUAAAUGGGGUUUGCAAGAAAGGAAAGACAAAGGAAGCUAAUGAGUUGUUAGAAUUCAUGAGUCAGAAAAGCUUGCAGCUUAAUGUGGUGACUUUUAAUACAAUGAUAAAUGGGCUUUGCAAGGAGGGGAAGAUGGAGGAAGCUAAUGGGUUGUUGGAAUUAAUAAGUCAAAGAGGUUUGGAGCCUACUGUGGUGACAUUUACUACAAUGAUAAAUGGGGUUUGCAAGGAGGGGAAGGGUUUGCAGCCUAAUGUGGUGACUUUUAGUACAAUGAUAAAUGGGCUUUGUAAGGAGGAGAAGAUGGAGGAAGCUAAUGGGAUGAUGGAAUCGAUGAUUCAAAGAGUAUUGUAG
Messenger RNA from Pistacia vera, 399 nucleotides. RefSeq names its product pentatricopeptide repeat-containing protein At5g46100-like. The record is from RefSeq and is a predicted model, not a curated record. Gene Ontology annotation, molecular function: protein binding. Lineage: Eukaryota; Viridiplantae; Streptophyta; Magnoliopsida; Sapindales; Anacardiaceae. The transcript has 2 exons. Bases 1 to 399 code for a protein of 132 amino acids.